UUUCCGCAUUUGAACCACAACAUCGCGAUUUGAUACUUGUAUAUAUACUCUCAGUAUUUUUUGAAUAUGCCACCUAACAGUACGGUCAGUGCCAUUGACAUGAAUAAAAAAAAGAGUAUCAGUGAUCGUAAUAAUUCAUGUGUACAAGAUACAAAGUUGCCACCAGCUGAUUUCGAAAGCGCUGUAAAUGCGACCGGAUAUGGAAAAUUUCAUGUUUUAUUAUACUUAGCAAUAAUACCAGUUUCUUGGGCGUCCAGUUUUGAUACUGGUAACAUAUCUGUCAUUCUUCCUGCAGCAGAAUGCGAUUUGCAAUUAAGUCUUAUUCACAAGGGAAUAUUAAACGCUGUCGUUUAUAUCGGCAUGGUAUCGAGUGGAUUAAUAUGGGGAUACUUAGCAGAUGUAAGAGGUAGAAAAUCAAUUUUAGUUUAUGGAUUCAUGGCAGAUGGAGUCUGCAACGUAUUAUCAGGAUUUUCACAAAAUUUUGAAACGCUCUUAUUUUUUAAAUUUCUCAGCGGAGCUAUAAUCAGUGGACCAUACGCUGGAACAAUGACUUAUUAUGCUGAAUUUUAUGGUGCCAAAGUUAGAUCGAGAAUUACACUUAUUGUUGGUUUCACUGUUACUGCUGGAACCCUCAUGACCUCGGCUUUGGCUUGGCUGGUAAUACCACAAACUUGGUCAAUCGUUCUCUGGGAUGGUUAUUUUGUUUACGAUUCGUGGAGAAUAUUUUUGUCCCUUUGUGGAGUGCCUACUUUGAUCGGUGUGUUUCUAAUUUCAUUUUUUCCGGAAAGUCCUAAAUUUCUGAUGAGUCAAGGACGCAAAGAAGAAGCUUUGAAAGUUUUUCGACAAAUUUAUAGGAUUAACACUGGCAAACCGGAAGAAACUUAUCCGAUAACCGAAUUAGCUGACGAUUUCGAAACAAACAGUUCAACUGACUUAACAAUGGUGGAUCCGUCUAAAAAAUCAUUUAAAAGUGGCCUACUUCAAAUGAAACCGAUCUUUUUUAGACCACACAUAUUACGAUUAAUUUUGAUUUUGACUCUUCAAUUUUGCAGUAUGCUUUCUCUCAACACAAUUCGGUUAUGGCAACCACAACUCUUCUCUAUAUUGAAUGACUUCAAUCCAAUUGAUAACAAUAUUACCGAUCACGAACCAGCAUUUUGUGAAAUUUUAGACAUCGUCACUUAUUCAAAGAAUACAAAUGUAACCAGCGAUAUGAUCGAAGCAGUCGAUUGUUCAAACAUCGUAAUAUCAGAAAAGAUGUACACAGACUCAACGAUAGUAUCAAUGUCUACAAUAUCUUCACUUUUUAUUGCCAGCAUGUUUGUGAAUUUAUUGGGCCACAAAAUUCUUUUAUAUAUUUGUUACACAGUGUGUGUCUCAUCAUUGAUAUCCAUGAUUUGGUCAACUAGUUACACGUUGACAUUAACAUUAACGUGUUUAUUUGUUGGUAUUAUGAUGACAUCAUUGAACAUCAUAGUUGGUGUCACUGUACUUUUAUUUCCAACUACUUUGAGAACCAUGGCAGUGAGUUUGGUAAUGAUAAUAGGAAGAUCUGGAUCUCUGAUCGGCAAUGUCGUAUUUCCGGUAUUGCUUGAGUACGGAUGCAUAGCUCCGAUCAUGACGAUAGCUUGCUUUCCCCUUCUUGGUAUCGUAUUAGCAUUUUUCAUACCGAGCAGUAAGAUUAAGAAAAACAAAAAUGUUGAAUCUGGAUAA
Polistes dominula (European paper wasp) is the source of this 1713-nucleotide messenger RNA. RefSeq lists its product as uncharacterized. The record is from RefSeq and is a predicted model, not a curated record. Gene Ontology annotation, cellular component: membrane. Gene Ontology annotation, molecular function: transmembrane transporter activity. Gene Ontology annotation, biological process: transmembrane transport. Lineage: Eukaryota; Metazoa; Arthropoda; Insecta; Hymenoptera; Vespidae.